CAAGUACCCCGUAAUUACUCAGUACCUUACCUGUAAUUAUACCGUUUUUCGUCUGGUGCUUGUCCCACUCCUCUCGCCUUCUUCUCCUCUUCAUCCGCUUCCCUACCUUACCUACCUACCUACCUCUACCUCCUAUUCAACUUCGCCUGUCGUGUAUCUCUUCGCCGAGCCGUCCUACCUCCUCACAGCACACAGAGUCAACGAGAUUGGAGCCCUCUUCGCCCCUUAUAAUCGCCUCCGUAACCAUCCGUUCUGAACAACAAUAACAACAUUGGCCAUCUAGCUCACAGCCGGCCACGAACCCGACUUACGGAUCCUCCCCCGACUUGACAUAACUCGACAAGAUGGCUCCAUCCGUAGACACACGUGCCGUGAUCAGGCAGCUCGCCACCCCUCCGCCUCCGGGCUCCCCCUACGCCCUCCCCGUCCAGGGGUCCGAGACGGAGGGCCGGACCGCUGUGUAUCGUCACUGGCGCAACCGUGACAACGAAUUGAUGAUCACCCUCGAUCCAGCGUUCCGGACCAUGUUCGACCUGUUCGAGGAGUCCGUCAGGAAGUUCUCCACGUGCCCGUGCCUCGGCCAUCGUCCCUGGAACCCGGCUACCCGCACCUGGGAGGACAAGUACACCUGGAUUACCUACGCCGAGGUUGCGGAGCGUCGCAAGAACCUUGGCGCUGGUAUCGUUGAGAUCCACGAGCAACACGGUGUUGGCCGCGACAGGUACGGUGUCGGCCUGUGGUCCCAGAAUCGCCCAGAGUGGCACAUCACAGAGCUUGCUGCCGUGUCCCAAUCCCUCUUCACCGUGUCCCUGUACGAGACUCUCGGACCCGAGACGACUGAAUACAUCAUCAACCAUGCCGAACUUGCUUGCGUCGUCACGUCGCUACCUCAUAUCCCGACGUUGCUCAAGCUCGCGCCCCGGAUACCGAGUCUCAAAAUCAUCAUCUCCCUCGAUCCCCUGGAUGCCGGCGAGCCUACCGGACACUCCAAGCUCUCCGUGCUGAAUGUUCUUGCCGCCCAGCAUGGCAUCAAGAUCUACUCCAUCCACGAUGUGGAGGCCAUCGGUGCCAAGUCUGGCCGCACCAUGCGCCCACCCCGUCCCGAGGACAUCCAGACGAUUAACUAUACCUCGGGAACCACGGGCGUCCCCAAGGGCGUGGUGCUGACCCAUUUCAACGCGCUCUCGGCCGUCUCCGCCGCUCGCGCGCUCGAGACGGUCACGGAGCGUGGAGUCCAUAUCUCCUACCUGCCUCUCGCCCACAUCUACGGCAGGAUGGUCGAAAGCGUCGCGUUUGCCGAAGGCGCGCGCCUCGGCUUCUUCCGCGGCGACAUCCUCGGCCUCGUGGAGGACCUGAAGAUCCUGAGGCCCACGGCUUUCGUCUCCGUGCCUCGUCUGUACAAUCGCUUCAACUCGGCCAUCCGUGCCGCGACAAUCAACGCGGACGGCGUGAAAGGCGCGCUGUCUCGGCACGUCAUCGACACGAAGAAGGCUUCCAUGAAACUCCCUGCCGGGAAGGCCAAGAACACGCACCUCCUCUACGACCGGAUCUGGACGCCCAAGGUCCGCGCCGCUGUGGGCUUGGAUCGUGCUACCGCCAUGACGAGCGGCAGCGCCCAGCUGGAUCCCGACGUGCAGCAGUUCCUGCGCGCUGCCUUUGGCAACGAGUUCGUGCAGGGAUACGGUCUCACCGAGUCGUACGCCCUCGGAACGUGCCAGGCGAAGGGCGACUUCUCGACCGGGAACAUCGGAGGCCCCGCUCUCUGCUCUGAGAUCUGCCUCGAGUCGGUUCCCGACUUCGACUACCUGGUCACGGACAAGCCGAACCCGCGCGGCGAGCUGCUGCUCCGAGGCCCCAACAUCUUCCAGGGCUACUACAAGAACGAGGAGGAGACGCGGAAGGCCAUCGAUGCGGACGGGUGGUUCCACACCGGCGACAUCGCCGAGGUGGACAGCCUCGGCCGGUUCAAGAUCAUCGACCGCAAGAAGAACGUCCUCAAGCUGUCCCAGGGCGAGUACAUCUCCCCCGAGCGCAUCGAGAACGUCUACCUGGGCAACACGAACCUCAUCGGCACCGCCUAUAUCCACGGCGACCCGAGCCAGUCGUGCUUGGUCGGCAUCUUCGGCGUCGAUCCGGAGAACUUUGCCCCCUUCGCCAGCAGCGUCCUGAAGCAGACUGUCGACAAGACCAACGUGACUGCGCUCAAGGCUGCGGCGAAGGAUCCUAAGGUGAAGAAGGCCUUCCUUCAGCAGCUGGACAAGAUUGGCCGGAGCCACAAGUUCAACAGCUACGAGAGGGUGCGGAAUGCGUACUUGGAUGUUGAGCCGCUCACCGUCGAUAACGACCUAUUGACUCCUACGCUGAAGCUAAAGAGACCGCAAAUCGCCAAGGCCUUCCGCGAGCACAUCGACGAAAUGUACGCUGAAGUCAAUGCCGAGGCCCCUGAGAAGGCUAAGCUGUAAGGUAGUGUGAAAGAACGCUUUGGGCUUUGGAAAAAAGGGGAGGUAUAGUGUUCGAAUAGGGGGG
Molecule: messenger RNA, 2526 nt
Organism: Sodiomyces alkalinus F11
Lineage: Eukaryota; Fungi; Ascomycota; Sordariomycetes; Glomerellales; Plectosphaerellaceae
Product: long-chain-fatty-acid-CoA ligase
Exons: 3
Coding region: 345-2462 (705 amino acids)
Biological process (GO): long-chain fatty acid metabolic process
Cellular component (GO): endoplasmic reticulum; membrane
Molecular function (GO): long-chain fatty acid-CoA ligase activity
Source: RefSeq, a predicted model, not a curated record